Bufo gargarizans (Asiatic toad) is the source of this 1675-nucleotide messenger RNA. It is a transcript of the gene IL12B, whose product is annotated as interleukin 12B. The transcript has 8 exons. Gene Ontology annotation, molecular function: cytokine receptor activity; protein binding. Gene Ontology annotation, cellular component: membrane; external side of plasma membrane. The coding region runs from base 99 to 1043 and encodes 314 amino acids. Lineage: Eukaryota; Metazoa; Chordata; Amphibia; Anura; Bufonidae. The record is from RefSeq and is a predicted model, not a curated record. Gene Ontology annotation, biological process: cytokine-mediated signaling pathway.
CUUAAUUGUCAAAGCAGCAAGACCUUACAAAGGAAAGCCACGAGUUUCACACGCUCCGUAAUUAGAGGAACUGCUCCGGGCUAUUCACAGAAAAAGACAUGGGGCACCUUUUAGCAGCAGUCAUACUGCUUGUGUGCACAGAUCUUCUUCAGGCAUCCAAGCCAUUUCACUUGAAGGAAAAAACUUUGAUUGUAGAGGUUGAUUAUACAAAUAGAAAAACUGGGGAAAUUGUGACCAUUGAGUGUAAUACCACAGCUUACACCAAUGCUGCUAUUGACAGCAAAAAGAUACAGUGGAGCAAAAAAGGCCACAGGGGCAAAACCCUCACUGUUCAAGUAAGCGAAUCUCCAGAUGCGAAGAACUAUACAUGUACUCUGGAAAAUAUUGGAAUCAUUGACUAUACUCACAUUGUGUUGCAUAAUGUGAACCAGCCAUUUUACCGUGGAAUUCUCAAUGUAGAAAAUCCAAUAAGUUGUAUGAUGAAAAACUACAGCGGCCAUUUCACCUGCUCAUGGAGUGGGACAAAGGACUAUUCGAAUCCUGAGUUCUUCUUUGAAGCCUUUAGCAACAACAGUUCCCUUCCCUGUGAAAGAAUCGAGAAACAUAUCACAGAAGGAAAUGCAAUCCCCAGCUAUACAGUAAACUGCCACGACACUCAGACAUGUCAUUACUCAGAAGACCCAAGUAUCUUCGUUGAGCUGCAUGUCCUUGCCAAAAACAGAUAUGAGCAACACAAGAAGUCCUUCACAUUGAGGAACAUCAUAAAACCCGAUCCACCUCAAGAUCUUCACAUCCAUAAAGCAGCCAAAAACCUUUCCUUACAGUGGGAGUAUCCAAAAACUUGGUGCAGCUCACACUUAUUCUAUCAGCUCAUGUUUAAUGUCAAAGUAGAAAGGAAGAAUUCAAAGAAGGAUGUGAACUACCCAAAUGUUGAUAAGACAUACAUGUCUGUAGACCACAUGGACAUUUCCCAAUUCUGCGUCCAAGCCAGGGACAUGUACCAUAUUAACUCUUACUGGAGCAACUGGUCCUGUUCCAAGUAGUAAGGAUGAAAACAUGAAGAAGCACAAACAGGACAAGAAAAAGAAGAAAAAGGACAAGAAAAACAAAAACCCAACCUAAACAACAAUAGCAUAAAGUAAUACCCUACAAUGUGACACACAGAUCAUCAUUUGUACAUCAUUUGUUACUUCAUAACGUAUAACGUGGAUCUCAUCAAGUAUCUUAUACAGUUGUGACAAUACAGAGCAGGCCAUUCCAUUGUUACACUGCUUUUGUAUACUUUAUACCGUCUUAAUAUAUUUUCAUAUCAUUAUUUAUUUAUAUAUAUAUAUGUGUACAUUAAAGGGGUUGUCUGAGGUCUAAGAAAAUUUGGGGGUAGUUGGACAUGGACUGAAAAUAAAACAAAAAACACUACUCACCUUGUUGGGAGGGUCCAGCUCUGUUCCUACACGUCACCACUGAGGCCAUUGAUUGGCUUGUAGGAGUGAUGUUCGUGUAUUGAAGAUGGCACAGCAGAUUUCUGGGAAGCGAGGUGCAGCACUGGAAGCAGGUGGUUCUGACAAGUUAAGUAGGUUUUUUUAGUCCAUGCCUGGCCACCCUUGAAAUGUUUUAGAUAUUGGACAACACAUUUAAAUUGUAUCUUCAGUUUAAAAUGUCAACUUUUACCUCUAGA